Messenger RNA from Mytilus trossulus (common blue mussel), 1767 nucleotides. RefSeq names its product enoyl-CoA hydratase domain-containing protein 3, mitochondrial-like. Gene Ontology annotation, cellular component: mitochondrion. The transcript has 10 exons. The coding region runs from base 27 to 935 and encodes 302 amino acids. The record is from RefSeq and is a predicted model, not a curated record. Gene Ontology annotation, molecular function: hydro-lyase activity. Lineage: Eukaryota; Metazoa; Mollusca; Bivalvia; Mytilida; Mytilidae.
AAUAAGAAAUAAGAUCUUCCUAGUAUAUGUCAUUGGUUUCUCUUCCCUUACUGAUAUUACCCUGGAAGAUGGGAAGAUUGGUGAACUUUGCAACUUUUAGUAUUUUAAGGAGGAGUUUCUCUUUAUCAUCUGGUUGUCUACAAUGUUCAAACCAGCCACUGACAAUCUGUACUGAGAGUAAUGGCAUCAGAAAAAUAUGUUUGAAUGAUCCAAAGAAAAGAAAUGCUUUAUCCUUGUCUAUGUUGAAGAGAUUACAAGAUGACUUGACAAGAGACAUUGAUAACUUAAGAGCAAUUAUAAUUACAGCUCCAGGGAAAGUCUUCUGUGCUGGUCAUGAUUUAAAAGAGCUGAGAAGUGAAGAUGGACGACAGCAUCAUAUAGAGGUAUUCCAAUCAUGCUCAGAGAUGAUGAAUACAAUUCAGGAUUUACCUGUUCCUGUUAUAGCUGAAGUUUCAGGUCUAGCAACAGCAGCAGGAUGUCAACUGGUUGCUACCUGUGAUAUAGCAGUAGCUUCAGAAAAGUCACAGUAUGCCACACCGGGAGUAAAUGUUGGUUUAUUUUGUUCUACACCUGCAGUAGCAGUUGGAAGGGCUGUACCAAGAAAGGUUGCUAUGGAAAUGUUAUUUACUGGCCACCCAAUAUCAGCUCAAGAUGCAUUGUUGCAUGGUCUAGUGAGUAAAGUUGUACCAGAAGACAAAUUGGAAGAAGAGACAAUGAAGAUAGCAGAAAGAAUCUGUGAGUCCAGUAGAAGUGUUAUAGCCCUUGGUAAAGCUACAUUUUAUGCACAAAUGAAUUUAGAAAGAAAAGAAGCAUACAAACUGACUGCCCAAGUGAUGGUGGAGAAUCUAUCUAUCAGUGAUGGACAGGAAGGAAUCAAGUCAUUCAUUGAAAAGAAAAAGCCAGUCUGGUCACACAAUACAAAUAAAGUACAUUGAAGUGAAUAUCAAUAAGAAAUCUUAGGGAUCAUUGUCAAAUAAAACAUGUACUGAAUCAAAUUAAUCAUCAGCAGCAUUAUUUUGUUUCUGUUUUAUGGUUUGAAAACAUUGCACUAUUCAAUUCUAAUGCUUUUGACACACAUUAUUCAUAAUGUUUGUUUUCUAGUCAUCGUUUGCCACAUAACAUCAUACGUACAUGAAGUUAUUCUGAAUCACUUCUUUGAAAUUUUUUAUUAACAUCUUUUAUGAUUUAUCUAUAGGGUACUGUACUUGUUAACCAGAAAAAAACUAUUGAAUCAGUUUGACAAAAAUUUAUCCCCAAAAUUAUCAGGAAACCUGUUGAUUUAGAUUGUUCAUUUAGAAAUGAGAAUUUAAUGAAAAAGUAUACACUUUUUAAUCAAAUUUUGUUUUUCCUUUACAAUAAAGGACAAGUAUUCAUCUUUUAAAAUGUUCAUUUGGGGCCCUUUAUAGCUUGUUGUUCGGUGUGAGCCAAGGCUCCGUGUUGAAGGCCGUACUUUAACCUAUAAUGGUUUAAUUUUUAAAUUGUUAUUUGGAUGGAGAGUUGUCUCAUUGGCACUCACACCACAUCUUCCUAUAUCUAUGUUAUACAAUGCUUUGGAUAUUUUAUUGAUGUAAAACAUGCUUAUUUGUGUGUAAAACCCUGUAAAAAUCUGUUACAAUAUCAAGUUUGUUAUCAAUUGACCAUAAAUAAACCUGAGAAAUAUGUUUUGAUAAUUGAAUAGUAAGAAAGUUAUGACAAUUAUUGCAUAACUGUUUAUUAACUAUUUAUAAAGUAAGAAAAAAUGUUUUUUAUAAAAUUAUUGAUAUUUAA